Molecule: messenger RNA, 766 nt
Organism: Eutrema salsugineum
Lineage: Eukaryota; Viridiplantae; Streptophyta; Magnoliopsida; Brassicales; Brassicaceae
Product: CASP-like protein 2C1
Exons: 3
Coding region: 130-657 (175 amino acids)
Source: RefSeq, a predicted model, not a curated record
AAGAGUCUUCCUGUAUUCUCAUUAUUAGAUACAUCUAAAAAAAUUCUAAAACAAAAAAAAUAGAGAGGGAGAGAGAGGGAGAACGGAUAAUAAGAGUAGUGAAUAUUCCUGUUGGAAGGAGAGAAAGAAAUGGUGAGGUUGAGAGAAACAGAAUUGCUCCUGAGACUCUGUAUCGUCUUUUUUCUCCUCCUCACUUCUUUUUUGGUCGGUUUGGAUUCUCAGACCAAAGAGGUUGCUUAUAUCCACAAGAAAGUCACUUUCAGAGAUUUGUUUGCUCUGGAGGUUGAGUUGUACAUAGAUGUUGUGGUUGCUGCAUAUAACAUUGUUCAAUUAGGGUUUGGUUGGUUUGGUGCUGGACAAAAGACCACCAAUUCUAAAUGGCUCUCUUACCUCUUGGAUCAGACGGCAGUGUACGUGAUGUUCGCCGGGACAUCAGCAGCGGCGCAACACUCAUUGCUUGUGGUUACAGGUUCGAGGGAGCUUCAGUGGAUGAAGUGGUGCUCCAAGUUCACGAGGUUUUGCUUUCAGAUCGGAAGUGCCAUCGUCUUAAACUACAUCGCGGCAAUUCUCAUGAUCAUCCUCUCCUUCCUCUCGGCCUUCAACCUCUUCCGCCUCUACUCCCCUAAACGUUAUUUUCACUUCAAGUCCUCUUCUUAAUAAAACACUUUGUUAAUCCUUUUCUUAAUCCAGAAUAAUGUUGAUAAUGUAAAGAAAGAGUUGAUAAUUAUUGAUUUGAAUCUAAAUUAUAUAACUUGUGUAUCUUCCA